Messenger RNA from Haplochromis burtoni (Burton's mouthbrooder), 5112 nucleotides. RefSeq names its product sema domain, immunoglobulin domain (Ig), short basic domain, secreted, (semaphorin) 3C (gene sema3c). NCBI's taxonomy places the organism in Eukaryota, Metazoa, Chordata, Actinopteri, Cichliformes, Cichlidae. The coding region runs from base 1390 to 3687 and encodes 765 amino acids. The record is from RefSeq and is a predicted model, not a curated record. Gene Ontology annotation, biological process: neural crest cell migration; axon guidance; positive regulation of cell migration. The transcript has 18 exons. Gene Ontology annotation, molecular function: semaphorin receptor binding; chemorepellent activity.
CCUGCCUGUACUGCCUGUACCACACUGUACUUUUUAUGCAGUGGAGUGGAUCUCGCAGUGGAUGCAGAGAGGAGUUGGUAGGCAGCAGGCUAACAGGUGCAGAGUCCCACCAGUGAGAAUUAGUUUAAAAAAAAGCUGCAAGUAAACUCAAUCUGACUGUGGAAGAGUCUGCCAGAUGACUUGGUGCUUCUCUGAGAUCAUGUGUGGUAUUACAUCAGACUUCUGUGUCAUGCUUUAUUUUCCACUCAUGUGCUUGGUGAACAAUUCCUUUUAAAUACACUGUGGCUGGUUAUUACGCUGCAGUCAGUAAAAUGGAAAACAUGACUUUAUGAACAUUUUUUAGUUCCUCGUUCAUCUAAAAAGGCUUAAAUCUUUGGUUUAAGUCUCCACCAGCAUCUGUCUAUAACUAUAUAGAUUCUUUAUUUAGAGCUUUAAAAAAAAGUUGUGGUCAGUCACAGGGUUUGAAAUCAGAAGAUUAAUCUUAGUCAAUGUGCUUGUGUGAAGUUUAAGAGUUGAAAUAUACACUUUUAGCUGUGCCUGCUGGUCAUGUGUGCAGGGGAAUGUGUGGCUGUAAUAGAGCUGCUGACAACCGAAUGACAGGGUGUGGUAUGAACGCACACCGUCCUGCUAGGACAAAACUUGUUUAUCAUUGUGAUUUAAAUUUUUCCUGUAUUGAUCAAAAUGCCAAAUUGAUUCCAACCGGGAGGACUCGUCCCCACUCGUCUCACAGGUGAUUUGGGUUCAUGUGUUUAAAGCAUUAAUAGGAGCAGAUGGGAGCGAUAAUCCAUGCAGUUUUCCACUUUCAUCAAUAUUAGUUUUUGAGCCUCCAAAAUGGCAAGAUGGAAAAUUCAUUAGGCUGCCAGCCAAGCAAUGAGCACAAUAAACACAAUUAUCGUUACACCUCACUGGAAAUGUAACUAUUCGCUCACUUCACUGACCUGCUUUGUGAGAAGACAUUUAAUUGGUGUUACAGAGAUUUCCUGGCACACUGACGCCCUGGAAUUUCUCGUCCGAAGAGCUCAGAGAAAUUAAUUGCAGAAUUUAUUAUUUUUGUUCAUGGCAACAAAUAGGAAAACAUCCUUUACUGUGAAACCCUUUCAUCGAGGGGAGCGUUACAGUGCUCCACGAGUGUGAGGGAGAGUGAGCUCAUUCAUGUAUUUAGUGUGGCAUAGCAAAGUGUCGGAACACAACCUCUUGGGGAUAUCACAGUAUGCACAUGAGACUCCCUUGAGGAUGAGUUUAGCAGCUGUGAGACCAACAUUUCUAUACCAGAGCCUCUCCGUGGGGAGAUCACCAACUCUCUGAAGGGAGCAGGGAGUGGUAGGUGUGGAAGCUUGGCAGCUCAAAAGCAGCAGUGGUGACUGGCUUUGGUUCCUGAGUGGUGCAGUUAUGGGCAGGCCGGAGGGGUUGGCCAGGCCACCUCUGGUGUCAGCCAUGGCGUUUUCCCUCCUGGCUCUCUCUUUCCUCUGCACCGGGGUCUCCAGCCUCCCGCAGCCUCUGCCAAGAGUCUUCCUUUCCUUUGAAGACCUGCAGGCCUCUGAGUCAUUUGAACAUUAUAGUAUAUCAGACAAAGCCAUGGACUACAGGCUGCUGCAGAUGGAUGAGGACCAGGACAGGAUGUAUGUGGGCUGCAAGGACCAUGUUCUCUCCAUGGACAUCAACAACAUCACCCAUGGCACACUUAAGCUGUUUUGGCCUGCUUCAACAAGCAAAAUAGAAGAAUGCCAAAUGGCAGGCAAGGACCCUACACACGGCUGUGGGAACUUCAUCCGGGUGGUGCAGCCUUAUAACAGGACUCAUCUGUUCAUGUGUGGCAGUGGAGCGUAUAGUCCUGUCUGUGUGUACGUCAACAGGGGCCGCAGACCAGAGGAACAAGUAUUUCACAUUGACUCCAGGACAGAGUCAGGAAAAGGGAGGUGCUCCUUCAAUCCACAAGUGAAUACAGUCUCUGUCAUGCUCAAUCAGGAGCUGUUCUCAGGCAUGUACAUUGACUUCAUGGGGACAGAUGCUGCCAUCUUCAGGAGCCUAACCAAGAGAAAUGCAGUGCGGACAGAUCAGCACAACUCUAAGUGGCUUAGUGAGCCCAUUUUCAUUGACGCCCACCUCAUACCAGAUGGAACAGACCCCAAUGACUCCAAAUUGUAUUUUUUCUUCCGCGAGAGGCUAACAGAUAACAGUGGAAAUACUAAGAAUAUCCACACCAUGGUGGCCAGAGUGUGUCCGAAUGAUAUUGGCGGACAGCGCAGCCUGGUCAAUAAAUGGACCACCUUUCUUAAAGCCAGGAUGGUUUGUUCAGUUGUGGAAGAGGAUGGCACGGAAACCCAUUUUGAUGAACUUGAAAGUGUGUUUUUGCUGGAAACGGAUCUGCCCAAGGGCCUGUUGGUGUUUGGCGUGUUCACUUCCACAAGCUCCGUGUUUAAAGGCUCGGCAGUGUGCGUGUACAACAUGGCGGACAUUCUCACAGUCUUCAACGGGCCCUUCGCUCAUAGAGAAGGGCCCAACUUUCAGUGGAUUGCAUUCCAGGGGCGCAUCCCCUACCCAAGGCCUGGAACUUGUCCUGGUGGAGCCUUCACACCUGACAUUCAGACAACAAAGGAGUUCCCAGAUGAUGUGGUGACCUUUGUCCGCAACCAUCCUGUAAUGUUUAACGCCAUCUAUCCGGUGGGGAGGAGACCCCUGGUGGUUCGUACGAAUGCUGAUUAUAAAUACACGGCAGUGGCUGUGGACCAGGUCAUGGCCGCUGACGGCAACUACCAGGUGCUCUUCCUUGGCACAGACAAAGGUACAAUACAGAAGGUGAUUGUGCUACCCAGCAACCAUUCCCUGCAUGACGAUCUGAUCCUGGAGGAGCUGGAAGUGUUUAAGACUAAGGCUCCUGUUACAAACUUAAGAAUAUCCUCUAAAAAACAACAGCUGUACGCCAGCUCGGAGUUCGGGGUCUCGCAGGUCUCCCUGCACCGUUGUCAGGCUUACGGCUCAGCUUGCGCUGACUGCUGCCUCGCCAGAGACCCCUACUGUGCCUGGGAUGGACUGAGCUGCUCCCGCUUCUACCCCACUGGCAAAAGGAGAAGCAGAAGGCAGGAUAUUAUGCAUGGAAAUCCACUCACUCAGUGUAGAGGAUUCAAUUUAAAAGCCUACAGGAACGCAGUGGAGAUGACACAGUACGGCGUAAAAAACAACACCACUUUUCUGGAGUGUCUUCCCAAGUCUCCUCAGGCGUCUAUUCGCUGGCUGAUUCAGCGAGACAAUGACAGAAGAAAAGAGGUUAAGCUGAGUGACCGCGUCCUCUCCACCGAGCACGGCCUCCUCAUCCGCUCUGUGCAGCUGUCCGACCAGGGUCUUUACUACUGCCUGACCUCCGAGAAUGGCUUUAAACGCACUGUCGCCAAAAUCCGUUUGCAUGUGCUGAGUGAAGCGAUGGUGAGCAUGCUGACAGACAAGCAGCAGUCGCCUUGGGCAUGGACCAGCUCUUUGCACCCCAAGGUCCUUUUGGCAGCCUUCAGUCCCGCAGAGAACCUGGCAGUGCAACAAUACUGCAAAGAGAGAAAGGAGCUCAAGAACCUCCAACAGAGGCAGCAGCAGCAGCCAUCGGAGCCGCCCGGACCUCUCAGAGGGGAUUUGGCCAAACUGAAACCAUUGCUGGACCGGAGGAAGAGCCGCAAUAGACGCAAUCACCCAGAGGACUGACAGAAGGAGCUUGCAGCUGCAAAAACAGACAUGCACAACUUCCUAUAGUCCCCACAAAACAGUUACAGAUCCCCAUAUUCCAACUUUCAUCUCAACCUCAGAGCUCCGUAGUUGAUAGACAUUAGAGGGAGAAGCAUGGGGAAAUGUUAUAUAGCAAUAUGUCCUUUUUUUUUGCAUGAGGUACUGUGACCAGAAGGCUGUGACAUGAGCCAUUCUUUUUUUUUCACAGUCACAACACAAAUCAAAGCAGCCCUAUUAUGACUGCCACUAAGAAUCUGUUGUCUCUGCUGACAUUGCUAACCAUAAUACAUGUCAGGUCGCCGCUAUAUUUUAAAGCGGGAGUAGAAUUUGAACUAGUUGGACAACAGCUCACAGUCAAUUUGUGCUUCUUGAAAGAAGAGGAAAGUCAUUUAAAAAGCUCGUGUUAAAUGGAGCUGUUUGAAAAGGGACAAGCAAUAGGCAGAUGCAUGUUUAUUAGAUGCUACUCCUUUUUGAAUAUUUUAUUUUUUAACUAACCAAACGAUUAAAUUAUGGGACACUCUACAGGACUUUGAGAAUAUAUGUAGUUAGCAUACUGUUUACAAAAACAAUGGUCAUGCUAAGAGCCCACGGCAAUAAAAAGUGUGGUGUUGGAGGGACGAAAGUUAAAACUCUAUUAGUUCAAAGGCCAAGCUUUACGUCCAGUGCUGAUGCUACCCAAAUGGCAAUUCUUGUUGCAUACAUGUCGUCUAUAUUUAUUCCUACUACUCAGAUGUACAUGUACUGUAUGAAUAUGUGCCUCAUGUUUAAUCUGCAUAUUGUAUCAUAAUUCUCUCAUUUCCAACACAGACGCAUGUUCAUAGAAGGUGUCUUAAAUCCUCGCCUCAGUUAGAUUUUAGCAACCAAGCUAGCAGAUACGCACAUUUUAAUUAGUGUAAAACUACGCAGCUGCUGAAACACGACAGUAUCCGUUAUUGGAUCCACAUUUUCUGAGCUAUCUCCAGCAAGUUGGACAUACUUUUAAUUCAGAAGUAGUAAUUGUCAGUGAGGUAGUCUGUGAUUUAGAGCCUUCAACAUAUGUGAAAAGCCAAUUUUUUCCCCCUAAGCAUAGUUAAUGUAGAUAGCGAUUAUUUGUUGCUUGUGUACAGAGCUUUUUGUUGUUGUUUCUCUGUUUGUUUGGAUGUUUCAUUCUUUUAAUUUAAUGUCGUGCCAGGUAUUGUGUUUUAAAUGUGUAUAUAAUUUCAACAUAUUUCGCCAACUAACUGCGACUGUGUCUGCAAAUUGUAGAGGCAUACAGUAUUAUUUAGAUUUUGAGAAAAAGACUUUCUAGCGUUCUCUCGUACAGAUCUCUCCAGCAUCAUGUCAACAGUGUAAUUUUAGUCUUAUGAAAAAUAUGUAUUUCUAUUUAUUAAUGUCAUGGUAGCCUGAAUAAAUUUGUUCAGAUCA